AUGGGAUCAUCAAUACUUUGCUUCAGUUUCAAUAGUUUUGUUUGUAAUCUGAUCAUAUACCUCUUUUUCUUGUUGACUUUAUCACGUUUCUCUUUCUCGCAGCCAUUUUGCCAUGAUGAAGAAAGUGCUUCAUUGUUGGAGUUCAAGGAAAGUUUUAUUAUUAACAUGUCUGUUUCUAGUGAUUCUCUUGCUUAUUCAAAGAUUUCCUUCUGGACCAAUAAAUCCGAGACAAGAAAUUGUUGUGUGUGGCAUGGUGUUGAGUGUGAUGAAAUCACAGGUCGUGUCAUCAGCCUUGAUCUCAGCAGCAGCUAUCUCUAUGGAUCUCUUGACUCGAAUAGCAGCCUCUUCAAAUUAGUUCACUUGCGGAGACUUAAUCUUGCAGACAACCAUUUCAACUACUCCCGAAUUCCAACGGCUAUCAAGUGGCUUUCUAUGCUCACCCAUCUCAACCUAUCACGCUCAGUCUUCUCAGACCAAAUUCCAUCAGAAGUUUCAGAACUAUCCAAAUUAGUUUCUCUUGAUUUGUCCUUCAACGCUGAUCCAGUUUCUGGAGAACAUCUAUUGGAACUCAAGAAGCCCAUGUUGGAAAAACUAUUUUCGAACUUGACAAGCCUUGAGAAACUACGUCUCAGUUAUGUUAAAAUAUCAACGGCGAUGCCUAAAUUGUUGGGAAAUCUAUCUUCUUUGACAUCUCUACUCUUGGAGGACUGUGACCUAAUAGGUGAAUUCCCGGUUGAUAUUUUUCAGCUUCCAAACUUACAAUUUCUCAGUGUGUGCUUUAACAAAGAUCUCAGUGGAAGAUUGCCUCGAGCACUUAACCAUAAGAGUUCUCUUAAGGUAUUGCUAUUGCGAGAGACUGGAUUUUCAGGGGAGCUACCUUCAUCAAUGGAGAAACUUGCUUCUUUGACUGAGUUCGAUGCAAGUGGCUGCAACUUUUCAGGAGUCAUUCCAGCUUCUAUAGGUAUGCUAAACCAACUAACUUUUCUUGACCUUUCUGAAAAUAACUUUGUGGGAGAAAUCCCGUUUUCCUUGGGAAACUUAACCCAACUCGUCGAACUUUAUCUUUCCUCAAAUCAAUUUAGGGGUCCAAUUCCUUCGUCAUUUUCGAAACUAGUAAAUUUGAAAAACCUCUCUGUAGGUGAUAAUAAUUUCAGUGGCCUUGUGGAUUUCAACAUUUUUGUUGGCAUGAAAAACCUCUCUUUUCUUAAUCUAUCCCGAAACAACCUUUCACUGCUUACUAGUCCUGGGACAAAUGAAACUUUUCCACAGUUCAUUUCACUACAAUUGUCCAACUGCAACUUAAGAAAUAUUCCUGAUUUUCUUAGGCAUCAGAAAAGAGUUGAGAUUUUGAAACUUAAUCGUAAUCAGAUUGGUGGUGAAAUCCCAGAUUGGAUGUUAAACAUGAGCAUAUCACGAACAUUGCACACCAUAUCUCUUUAUAAAAACUCUUUGGUAGGAAAAAUUUCACCUAAAAUAUGCAAUCUUCGUUGUCUUAAAGUCCUUGACUUGUCCCAUAAUAAGUUGGAUGGUAAGCUUCCCCAUUGUUUCGGUGAGUUUAGUAAGUCAGUCUGGGUGAUAAGACUUAGAAACAACUCUUUUUCUGGACACAUUCCCGAAUUUACAGAGGGAAACCAAUUAAAUAUCAUUGAUUUAGGCUAUAAUCUAUUUGAAGGGAAACUACCAAAAUCACUUACAAAUUGUAUGAUGCUUGGAUACCUCAAUGUGGAAAAAAAUAGGCUCAAUGAUGUAUUCCCCCAUUGGUUAGGGGUUCUUCCAGAGUUGGAAGUUCUUGUGUUCCAUGCAAAUGGGUUUCAUGGAGCUAUAGGGGAGCCCCAAACAAACCUUCAUUUUCCAAAGUUGCAUAUAAUUGAUCUAUCUUAUAAUAACUUCUUUGGAAAACUACCAUUGAAAUACAUACAAAGUUGGAAGGCCAUGAAUCAUUCAAUUGAAGACUUUGAUUAUAUGAAGUCAAUGCCUUUCAAAGACAAAUCAAAGGCUAGUCUUACUUUGGAUAUUAUGGAUUAUUAUUUCCACACAACAAUAGCAAUCAAAGGCAUGUACAGAUACUAUGAGAAGAUCCAAAAUAUACUUGCAGUCAUAAAUCUCUCCAACAAUAAAUUUGAUGGAGAAAUUCCUCAAGUCAUUGGAAACUUAAAGGGGCUCCAUUCUCUUGAUUUAUCCAAUAAUCUUCUUGAAGGUGCCAUUCCAUCAUCACUAAGUAAUCUAGCCAAGUUGGAAUCCUUAGAUCUUUCUCAAAAUUCUCUUUCAGGGGAGAUCCCUUAUGAAUUAGACCAACUAUCUUUCCUUCAAUACUUUAAUGUUUCACACAACCACCUCUCAGGGUCAAUACCACAAGUCCAUCUCAGUAGAUUUGAGAGCAGUUCUUAUGAGGGAAAUUUGGGAUUAUGUGGUAUUCCAUUAUCAAACCAAUGUGAACACUCCAAGCCAUUAUUGGAACCACCACUUCCAUCGUCUGAAGAAGAGUCAAGCUCUCCUUUUCAAUUUGAUUGGAAAGUUGUGGCAAUAGGAUAUGGAUGUGGAAUCUUAAUUGGACCAUUUGUCGAGAAAAUUAUCAUUGCAAGAAGACCAAUGAAUCGGUUAGUGAUGAUCUUUAGGAUAAGAAGCUGA
Humulus lupulus (European hop) is the source of this 2628-nucleotide messenger RNA. Its product is annotated as receptor-like protein 6. Gene Ontology annotation, molecular function: protein binding. Bases 1 to 2628 code for a protein of 875 amino acids. NCBI's taxonomy places the organism in Eukaryota, Viridiplantae, Streptophyta, Magnoliopsida, Rosales, Cannabaceae. The transcript has a single exon. The record is from RefSeq and is a predicted model, not a curated record.